Molecule: messenger RNA, 2795 nt
Organism: Mirounga angustirostris (Northern elephant seal)
Lineage: Eukaryota; Metazoa; Chordata; Mammalia; Carnivora; Phocidae
Gene: CCDC154
Product: coiled-coil domain containing 154
Exons: 16
Biological process (GO): bone mineralization involved in bone maturation
Source: RefSeq, a predicted model, not a curated record
GCCCCACCUGGAGCCAGCACCCUUCAUCAGCCCAGAAGCCACCUUCUUGCAGAGCUGGCUGCUAGCAACCCCUCGUCGGGGGCUUCACCCCCGACCCAGACGAGCACCAUCACCCUGGGGGACCUGGGGCUCCCACUCGAGGAAGGACUGGCCAGUCCCGAGCUCUUGAGUCUGGAGGAGAUCUCCGAGAGGUAUGAGUCCAGCCACCUGGCGUCCACCACCUCCAUCCCGGAGCGGGACUCCCCCAAGCACUGGACGCAGCUGGAGCAGUGGGUGGCCGACCUGCAGGCCGAGGUGGUGUCUCUGCGGGGGCACAAGGACUGCUGCGAGCGAACCAUGCUGAGCCUGCUUCGGGAGAUGCUCCAGCUGCGCACCUGCAUGCAGCUGCAAGACGCAGAGCUAAAGAGGCUGCAGCAGGACCUGCGGCAGGCGGCUCGGGCCCCAGAGAAGGAGGCCCUUGAGUUCCCCAGCCCCCAGAGCCAGAACCAGAUGCAGGCCCUGGACAAGAGGCUGGUGGAGGUCCGGGAGGCCCUGACCCAGAUCCGGAGGAAGCAGGCGCUCCAGGACUCUGAGCGGAAGGACACUGAGCAGGAGGCCGACCUCAGGCUGGCUGAGCUGGCCGGGAAGCUGGAGCAGGAGGGACAGUUCCGGGAAGCGGCCUGCAGUGCCCUGCAGAAGAGCCAGGAGGACGUGAGCCAGAGGGUGGACCGUGAGGUGGCCAAGAUGCAGGCCCAGGUGACCAAGCUCUGUGAGGAGAUGAACCUCCGCUUCCUCAAGAGGGAGGCCAAACUGUGUGGCUUCCUGCAGAAGAGCUUCCUGGCCCUGGAGAAGAGAAUGAAGGCGUCUGAGAGCACCCGGCUGAAGGCGGAGAGCAGCCUGCGGGGUGAGCUGGAGAGCCGGUGGCAGAGGCUGCAGGAGCGGGCCGAGGAGCGCGUGCAGGCCCUGCAGGGGCAGCACGAGGAAGAAUGCCGCCUCCUGGAGCAGUGCCGGGGCCUGGACCAGGCCGUGAUCCAGCUGACCAAGUUCGUGCGGCAGAACCAGGUGUCGCUGAACCGGAUCCUCCUGGCCGAGCAGAAGGCCUGGGACAGCAAGGGGCACCUGGAGGAGAGCCGGGCCGGGGAGCUGGCCGCCUUCCUGCAGGAGAGCCUGGAGGCUGGCCAGCUGGCCCAGCAGGAGGCCCACAGCACGCUAGAGCUGCUCCGAGAGAAGAGCCAGGCCCUGGAGGUGUCGCUGGCCGAGCUGGGGAAGCAGGUGAAGGACCUGAGUGACCACUUCGUGGCCCUGAGCUGGAGACUGGAUCUGCAGGAGCAGACGCUGAGUCUGCGGCUGAGUGAGGCACAGAGAAAGUGGGAAGGCUCGGAGCAGGAAUCGCUGGAGGGCCUGGCCCAGUGUCAGAAGGAGGCCGAGGCGCGCCUGAGGGGGGUGCGGGAGCGAGUGGACAGCCUGGCCCGGCAGAUAGAGGCCGUCUCUGACAAGUGCAUCCUGCACAAGAGCGACUCAGACCUCAAGAUCUCAGCUGAGGGCAGAGCCAGAGAGUUCGAGGUCGGGGCUGUGCGGCAGGAACUCGCCGCUCUGCUGUCGUCCAUGCAGCUGCUCAGGGAGGGCAACCCCGGGCGGAAGAUCGCCGAGAUCCAGGGCAAGCUGGCCACGUUCCAGAACCAAAUAAUGAAAUUGGAAAACAGCAUGCAGGACAACAAGACCAUCCAGAACCUCAAGUUUAAUACAGAAACCAAGCUGCGCAUGGAGGAGACCGCCAGCCUGCGUGAGAGCAUCAUGCGCCUACGGAGUGAGGAGGGCCCGUGGGCUCUGCGGCUGGGCAGCAGGAGGGUCCUCAUGUCCCUGGGGAAGCAGCAGUUCUUCAUCAAGGACGCGGGGCCCGGAGAGGUGGUCCCCGUGAACCGCUGGGGCAUGUAUCAGGCCGUGAGGUGGCUGCAGUGGAAGGCGGCUCUCAUGAACCUGGGGGCCCAGCGGAGGCCACACGCAUUCCUGGAGAAGUCCUUUCGCCAAGAGGCUGCCCGACAGGUCCCAUCCUUGCCCCUUUCCCAGAAAUAAAUGUGCCGGUUCCUGUACCUGUCAGCGUCCCGAGCUCCUUCCUAGGAGCCCAGCUGCCCCAGGCCUGGCACCUUCCUGGGCCGUCCUGCCCUCAACUGCAGCAUCCUGGAGCCCCACCCACUCCUUGCAGGCCCCCAGAGGGCCAGCUGGCCUGGCGUGGGGUCCCGUGCCCUUCACACCUGCGCCCUGGCCAGCAAAGGAAGUAGCUCUUCCUGCCCUAAUCUAGGGAGCAAACAGCGUGUUUGCUCACACACUCAGGCAGCACCCCUUCUUCCUGCCUCCAAGAAAACCCUGCUCAUCCCACAGUAGCUGGUCUUGCCACCUACCAUGGGGCCUGGGGGACAGGCAGCCCUAGCACCAGCCAGCCGGGUGGCUGCCGACCUGGGAUCUCAGGACUGGUCUGGAUGGCCAGUGGGCCUCGCCCAGAGUGGGGCACAGUGUGCAGACCGCCUGAGCCCAGGGCCUCCCCUCCUGGGGGCAGCGUGCCUGGGACGGCAGCUCCUGCCCAUUCCCUGCCCAGGUGGCCUCUGGCGGUGGUGGCAGCUCUGGGCCGCAGGAGGAGCCUGGCCUGUCCUCCUGGGCCUGGGAAGUCCCUCCCUGAGCUGGCUGGUUGACGGCCCCUGGGGCUCCGACAGAGAGAACAGUGACAGGCCUCCCUCCUUAAGGAAAGGCAAAGCUGCCAACCCGCUCACCCCCACGGACCCUGGCCCACUGGCUAGGCCUCGGCCAGCUGUACCCCGUCC